AUGGAGCCUUUGGGAGCUUUCUGUCCUCGCUCCAGGCCAUUUUGUCGACUGGUCUUGAUUGAGGUCUUCUGGCACCUAAGGCAGGAGGGUCUAAGCCCUGCAAAGAAGAUGAAAAAGUCACUGGAGACGAUCAACCCUAGGCUCCAACUUGUUAUGAAAAGUAGAAAGUGUGCUCUGGGGUACAAGCAGGCUCUGAAAAUGAUCAGACAUGGCAAAGUGAAACGGAUCCUCCUUGCCAACAACUGCCCAGGCUUGAGGAAAUCUGAAAUAGAAUACUGUACCAUGUGGGCCAAAAGUGGUGUCCAUCACUACAGUGGCAAUAAAAUUGAAUUGGGCACAACAUGUGGGAGAUACUACAGAGGAUGCACACUGGUUGCCAUUGAUCCAGGUGAUUCUAAUGUCAUGAGAAGCCUGCAGACUGGGGAAAGGUAA
This is a messenger RNA of Leopardus geoffroyi (Geoffroy's cat), 432 nucleotides long. Its product is annotated as 60S ribosomal protein L30-like. The record is from RefSeq and is a predicted model, not a curated record. The transcript has 2 exons. Lineage: Eukaryota; Metazoa; Chordata; Mammalia; Carnivora; Felidae. Gene Ontology annotation, molecular function: RNA binding; structural constituent of ribosome. Gene Ontology annotation, cellular component: cytosolic large ribosomal subunit. Bases 1 to 432 code for a protein of 143 amino acids.